Pomacea canaliculata is the source of this 2236-nucleotide messenger RNA. Its product is annotated as serine-rich adhesin for platelets-like. Bases 79 to 2091 code for a protein of 670 amino acids. Gene Ontology annotation, molecular function: calcium ion binding. The transcript has 15 exons. Gene Ontology annotation, biological process: homophilic cell-cell adhesion. Lineage: Eukaryota; Metazoa; Mollusca; Gastropoda; Architaenioglossa; Ampullariidae. Gene Ontology annotation, cellular component: plasma membrane. The record is from RefSeq and is a predicted model, not a curated record.
GCUUUCGUCUGUUGACGACAGUGUCAAUGUUGUGGCAGGCAACACCAUUUAAGGUGAAUCAGGCGGACUGAGUUGUUUAUGGCCGCCACAGACAAGACCUGCGAAAGAAAAAAAAAUCCCUUGAAGUUUGCAGCAGAAUAUGGGCAAGCAACCGAUUGUUACUGGCAUCAGACAAUGAAGGACAUCUUCCAUCUCCUCUUUGGCUGCCUCCUGCUGGCUGGAUCUCUGGAUGGCGUGUCCUCAGCUGCCCCGACCUUUAGCUCAGUACCACAGCCAGUGGUGGCGCUGAAGGAAACAGAAACUCAGAUACAGGAUCUGCUGACAGUGACCUGUACUGGCGAUAUACCUCUCGUCGUGUCGCUGGACUCAACGGUGCCGUCAUCGCCAUGCGGCACGUGCUUUCAGGUCUACCCCAGGUGUGGUGGAGGUACCGGGUACUGUCUGAGAUACUUGCCUGGUCAGGGCACCCUGAAAUUCUCUCAGGUCAGCAACUACGUCAUCACACUUUCCUGUAAAGACAUCAACAGCUUGAGUGCUACCACCACAGUGAACGUUAGGAUUGAACCCAACACCCCUCCAUACCCGCUUCAAGCGACAAAGAGUUACACACUGGCUAACGCAAAGAACGCGGCCAUCGGAACCUCCGUCACCAGCGCCUCCUGCAACGACGACGACACCGACGCGCUGUCCUACUCCAUGACAUCCAGUCCAUCCACAUCAGUCUUUACGGUCGGAUCAGCCGACGGGAUCAUUCGCACGUCUGGUAAUCUUGCCGCAGAGUGUCGCUCCCAGUUUGAUUUGACCGUUAUCUGCACAGACAACAUUAACAGCGUCGUUGGAACUUCGAGAGUUUGGGUGACGUUGAGCGGCGGCAACGACAGACCUGCCAUCAGCGGCAUCAACUACUCGCUGAACGUCAGGGAGGACAAGGCCGUGGGGAGCUCAUUGGCCUCCUUCACCGUCACCGACAGCGACCAGACCUCCUGCACAUUGGCGGCAAACCCAACUACCUCCCUCCAGUACUUCACCCUCAGCACGUCCAACGUCAUCACCGUUGGGUCAGCGCUGGACUACGAGCAGAGCUUGACCCGCAACACUAACCUCACGGUGACCUGCAGUGAUGGCUACUGCACGUCAUACGCCGGUUACCUCUACGUCAUCGUCACGGACGUUAACGAACCCAUCACGUUGUACCCGCGAGACUUCACGCUCAGUACAUACGAAGGAAAGAUUUCUCUGGAUCCCGGCUGGACGCCAAUCGACCCUGACGAAAACGACUACCCUACCUACACCAUUGUCGGCGGCAACAGCAAGAGCCGCUUUGCCAUCAACCCAACGACCGGUCUGAUCACCUCAACACUGGACUACGACAUCGACCAGGGCGCCAUGCCGUCAACCGACACCAUCAUCGUGCAGGUGAAGGAUGUGGCAGGUCACACGAGCACCACCACAGUGACAUUGACCAUCCUCGAUCUCAACGACAACGCCCCAAUCUUCAAUCAGCAGACACAGGAAAUCACCAUCACGGACUGCACUACAUCUCUCGGCGUCAUCGGCACCGUCACCGCCACCGACAAAGACUCCAGUUUUCAGGGCAACAACAUCAUCACCUACAGCGGCACCAACGGGCCCAUCACCAUCGGCUCCAGCGGCAGCAUCAUCGCCAACACGGGUAUAGUGGGCGGUCACUCCUACACCGUGUCCGCGGUCGCCAAAGACGCUGGCCUGGUCCCCGGCCCCCUGUCCUCCACAUCCGCCGCCAUCACCGUUAUCGUCACGCCUUGCCCCACUACCACAACGUCAACAACAACAACGACUACCAAGGCGCCCACUACAACGACUUCAACAACAACAACGACCGCGACCAUCUCGUUGACCAACAGCAAGACGUCGGUGACGGACAACCUCGGGUGGAUCAUCAUGGCGGCCCUGUUGGGGACUGUCCUGCUGGCUCUGGCGGCCUUCAUGGUGUGGCGCUACUGCGGCCACCUCGCCGCCUCCUCCUCCUCCUCCGGCGCCACGAGGGCUGUCUGGAGCGACUGUGCAAGCGCCGCGAGCCGCCACCCAAAAUUCGAGAAGUCCAGCCUGUGAGGGGGCAACCACCACUCAGUGGCAACCAAGGCUUUUGGCAGGAACGUUACCCAGACGACGACUACGUAGACCAGCCAAUCCGUGACAGGACUCCAACUCCUGCACCAAUCGAAGGCGAUGGACCUCUAGCCUUGACCCAGCAGCC